Messenger RNA from Coprinopsis cinerea okayama7#130, 927 nucleotides. Its product is annotated as isopentenyl-diphosphate Delta-isomerase. The record is from RefSeq and is a predicted model, not a curated record. Gene Ontology annotation, cellular component: cytoplasm. The transcript has 4 exons. Gene Ontology annotation, molecular function: isopentenyl-diphosphate delta-isomerase activity. The coding region runs from base 119 to 874 and encodes 251 amino acids. Gene Ontology annotation, biological process: isopentenyl diphosphate biosynthetic process; isoprenoid biosynthetic process. Lineage: Eukaryota; Fungi; Basidiomycota; Agaricomycetes; Agaricales; Psathyrellaceae.
UCUGUGCGGGCAUUUAUCUUGGCCGACGGACUUUUAUAUAUAAGGAGGAUCCAUCUCUCGACCCAAUCAUUUAACCGGACGCUGCCUUGACCUCUUACUUCCACCACGAUUCGCGGAAAUGACCUCCCCAGCUGUUACUGCUGCCAAAGCUGCUCUUGCGAGCAUCGAUCUGACCAACUAUGAUCCUACCCAGAGCAAGCUGAUGGAGGAGCGAUGCAUCCUCGUCGACGAGGAAGACAACGCCAUCGGUGCUAUGGACAAAAAAACCUGCCACCUGAUGGAAAACAUCAACCAGGGCCUCCUCCACCGCGCAUUCUCCGUCUUCCUCUUCAGACCAUCGGAUGGCAAACUUCUCCUCCAGCAGCGCGCCACAGAGAAGAUCACCUUCCCAGACAUGUGGACCAAUACCUGCUGUUCGCACCCGCUGGACGACUUUGAAGAGGAGAAGGUAGAGGCCGGACAAUUAGGAGUCAAAGUCGCUGCAUCGAGAAAGCUCGAGCACGAGUUGGGCAUUCCGUUGAGCCAAACCCCUAUCGACCAAUAUCAAUAUCUCACCCGCAUCCAUUAUGUCGCGCCGUCCAACGGUCCUUGGGGAGAACACGAAAUCGACUAUAUUCUGUUCUUGACCGCCGAUGUCGAUGUCACUAUCAACCCCAACGAGAUCCGGGACCAUAAAUGGGUGAGCAAGGAGGAGCUGCGAGCCAUGUUCGAGGAUCCGACCCAAUCGUUUACCCCAUGGUUCAAGCUCAUUGCAAGAGACUUCCUCUUCGGCUGGUGGGACGAGCUUUACAAGAGGAAGGGGCCUGAUGGCAAGGUCAACGCCAAAAGCCUUCACGAUGUUGCAGAUGGCUCCAAGGUCGUGAAAAUGACAUAAUUAGCUGGUCGCUAGUACUUAAUACAAGUGUUCAAUGCUUUUUGUAAUUUACU